This is a messenger RNA of Lodderomyces theae, 978 nucleotides long. It is a transcript of the gene MTW1, whose product is annotated as MIND complex subunit. The record is from RefSeq and is a predicted model, not a curated record. Lineage: Eukaryota; Fungi; Ascomycota; Pichiomycetes; Serinales; Debaryomycetaceae. Gene Ontology annotation, biological process: mitotic cell cycle; mitotic sister chromatid segregation; kinetochore assembly. Bases 1 to 978 code for a protein of 325 amino acids. The transcript has a single exon. Gene Ontology annotation, cellular component: nucleus; chromosome, centromeric region.
AUGUCAAAUAUAGAGUACGAUACUCGCGCAACUGCGCUUCUUACAGAACACCUCGGUUUUGCUCCCAUAAAAGUCGUUGACGAAGUGAUCAACGCCGUCAAUCAAAUCAUGGUUCAAGGCAUAGAAGCACUUGAGAACUACCUAACCAACGUCCACGCCCAGGGCCAACUACCGGAUACCAUAACCCACGACGAGAUUCUUGCGGGCACUGCCAAAUUAGAAUCACUACUUCAAUAUCGUAUAGACUUCGCAUUUGAUAAAUAUGAAUUGUAUUGCUUGACAAAUAUUUUCCAUGUUCCUCGGGACUUGAUAACUGAUGGCUGGUUUCGAUUGCGAGCGCAUGAAGGGAUUGAUUUCAUGCAGUUGUUAGAGAAUCCGAUGGCGAAGCUGGAGUAUGAUGAUGAGAUUUUGAAAAUGAAUGAUUUGAUACGGCAGGAGUUGUAUAAGCGGCGGUAUUACAAGUUGCAAUUGGUCACUUUUGAUAAGAUUAGGGAGUACCUUGAAUUAGUCCUGGAUAAGUUUGGUAAAUUGUAUGAAAUGAGGGGGGAGACAAUGGGGAAUGGAAGUGAGGAUGAUAAUGGGGAAGCAGUGGGGGGGACUUCAGCAAGAGAAAUUCUUACGAAAUUGAACCCUAUUGAUCUAACGUUGGCUGAAAUGAUUUUGCAAUUGAAAGACGUGAUUAAACAAGUUGAGAUUGCUAAAGGCAAACUCAGCACUGUUGAAUUGAAAAAAGUCACUUUUGAUCAUGGAGAUGAGUAUGUGGAGAAACGAGGUGUACGUAUUUUGAAAGAUUUGCGUAUUAUAGCAAGCAAUGAGUUGAAUCGACUAAAGGAUCUGGAAGUAGGAGGGCACGAUGCUGGUGAUAAUACUGAUAUCAACAUGUUUGAGAAUAUCCCCGAUUGGGACAUUGUGAAUCAGGAAGUUAAUGAAGCUAAGGAAUCACGAAUAGGAGUAGAUACUCGUGUCGAUGAGAAAUAG